Molecule: messenger RNA, 1218 nt
Organism: Colletotrichum truncatum
Lineage: Eukaryota; Fungi; Ascomycota; Sordariomycetes; Glomerellales; Glomerellaceae
Source: RefSeq, a predicted model, not a curated record
AUGCAGUCCGGUAAAACUUCCAAGUUGACUUUGGUCACGUCCUCAUCCGGUAUUAAGGAGGAGAAGAGAGCGGUGCCGACGGAUUCUCAAGUGGCUGAAAAUAGUGGCUCGGACAGGAGCCAAGACUCAGAAACCGAGAGAAGCGUUUCCGUAGAGUCUGAAACAGAUGAUGAAGAGGUGGAAGAGCCCUUUCAGACUCCCCUACCUGUUCGCACACGCAAACUCAAGAAGCAGAAGCUCGAUGGCUCCGUGGACAGAGUUAACACGCCCUCAACGGCGACUACAAUGCAAAGUGACACCGACAAUUACUUAGAUAUUGAAAUUCCAACCUUAGACGACAGCACCAUUCCGCUCAGCUACUCAGGGCGUCAUCGCAAGGCGACGCCGCCAAUUACUGAUGGACAAUCGGGAAACGAGUCUUCUACCCCGUCGACUCCGAGCAAGCCCCCUUCCAAGCGCCGCCGGGUAGUGUCUUCAAGAGGCCCAGUACCGACUCAUGCAGAAGCGGUGAAAAAAGUUGAGAACUUGACUGCCGAGCUGAAGUCGAUCAUAGAGCAGCACAGAGCUCAAAACGAACUCUACGAAGAUCUCACUUACGAGAACAGUGCGACGCCCGAUAUUCUCGAUGCUUCAGUUCGCGCUUCUCGUCAUCGUUUACAACAAGCUCUGCAUGAGUACAAAGUAGCCAACUGCAUUCAACGACUGCCUGCGUCUUCCGAACUACCUCACGAGAUCAUAGAGCUUCGCGACUCCCACCACCUGGCCAUUUGGGAGAAAGAGAAGUGGUACGCGAAUACCAGAGCGGUCUUUUGGCGCCUUUCCAAACUUGACCGUGAAAAGUCAGAGCUGUGGCAGAAGCUCCAACAAGCCAAGAGCGAGAUGGCUGCGGCGCUGCAGCGUGAGAGUGCCGAGAAUGGGAUCUGCACGACACAGCAAUCUCAAGGUAAUCUCGAACCCAUUGGGAUGCUACCUGGUGGUAGGCCGCUGUAUAAGCCGUCUCCUGCGCUUGAAAAGAUUCGACAAAAGCUUGAGGCAACCAAAAAAGAGGCUUCGGAGCCAUUUUACUUUCCUGGUACGACUGACUUUGGAAAUUCUCCUACUGAAUAUGCUCCUUCUCCGUUCAUUGCAUCAUCUACUGGCAACAUUGCAAGCCCGUGGCCUUUUGUCAAGAAGGCGGACACUCUCAACAAGAAGGGUGUCAAAAAGGGCAACUUGUGA